GGCACUCAGUUUCGAACGCAGUCUUGCUCUUCUUUCGCAAACAACUCGGGACUUUUCGGCCCUGCUCUUGACGAAGCUUGUAGUGAUAUCCGCAACAGUAUAAAACACCAGAGGUUGAGGAAAAAGAAGAAGAAGAAGAAGAAGAGAUGUUUAGUUGGAUUGCAGCUGCAAUAGGAUUUGGACCAGGUAUUGCGUUUGGAUUGACGAUUGGAUACAUAUUAGUUUCCCACAAACCAGAGUGGUUCAGAAAUCCGUUUGGCCGAAACAAACGCAGAAGCACCACAACACGUUAGAGAGCCUUCUUUACCCCCAAGUUGAAAAUUUUUUUAUAAAAAAAAAUGUAUAAUGAAGCAAGCAAACCAAAUGGACUGUCAAGAAGAAGCUUUGGAGAGGGAAACUCAUCUAUGUCCUAACGUGUGUUUUAGUGUGUUCUUGUUUUAGCCAAUGUUUGUGGUUUCUCUGCAACUGAGCAUUGAGCAACUCUGUUUUUAGUGGACAUUAAUCUACAAAGGACCAAAAAAAAAUCUAUAACCACCAAAACUAAUCUCUUAUGGGACAAAUGAGUGUAAAUUAUGAUUGUGCCCUUAAUGAAAGCUUAAUAUCAACCAUUAAAUCUGAUUUUUCACGUUAUAAUAUGAGCCGUCCGAUCUUUAAGGAUGAAAUAUUUACAAUAAGGCCAUUAAUGAAGCUUGUCUCUCAGCCGACGGAUCUUAUGAGUGUGUUUUAAUCUUGGCCAUCAGAUUUCGCUUGGGUCCCAUAGAAAAUUUAAUCACUCUUCUUCUUCAUUUAUUCCUCAACCAUACCCAACCACUACGGAAAUUCAUUCACUUCACCAACCAAACCUCUCUUCUUCAACUCUUCACCCACAAACUUUUACCUCUGUUUCAUAGGGUCUUUCUACAGACGUCGUGAAACAUCCCAUUUGCGUGGUCCUUGGUUCUGAAAUCGAUUUGUAAGUGUAAACUCUCUUCUUCUCUCUCUUUUGUCUUUCUCUCUUAUGUUUUUAUUGUUCUUUGUUUCGGUUAAGUCAUAUAAAAUACAUGUUAACCGUAUUAGUCAGAUUAUAAGGUUUGAUAUAAUGUUGUUAGAGUAUGAAACAUGAAAUUGUAGAAGAAAUUGUUUUUGUCUAUGGUACAACCGGUACAACUUGUAACACAAAAUUCUUUAACAAUUGGUUUCACUGGUACAACUGAUGUAGUAUUACUGACAUUUUUACAGAAAACGUAUCAUUAGUAAAUCUGGUACAACUCGGUGUAACACAUUGAAUAGGUGGUAUUGAUACAACUCGUAUAACUUAUAAUAGUCAUGUGCAAAGUGAACGUCGUAUAACCGGUAUUACUAGUAUAACUAAUAACUACUGUGAUAUGUAAACCCGUCAAAGUGAUAAUAUUAGUAUAACCGAUAUUUUUAACAACUGUAAAACUCAUAUAACUUGUACAACUACUCAAUGAUAUUGUUGUUUUUUACUCAUUUCAGGAACUAUGGAUAGUAAAGGAUCUGUGGUGAUACAUUUUGAACAUGGUGUAGACCGACAGAUUUCUACUUUGGUGAUGAAAGGAAGAUAUGAGGAGAUUACUUAUUCUCAUUUGGUUGAUAGAAUAGGCAAAAAACUGAAGAUUGAUGUAGCUGCGACCAAGUUUCAACUGAGUUACUUUCCGCUGGUCUUGAAUAAUAAAAAUUCUUGUUAUAUCUUGGAUGAUGAAGAUGUUUUAGGAUAUUUGUUGAUGGUAGAUAAGAAAAACCGACGUUGUGUCUUGCAUGUGGAACUUACCAAAAUCGUCUCCGAAAAUCAGAGUAACGAGAUGUUUUCUAUGAAUGAGGAAAAUCUGAGUGAUGCCAGAGCUAAUGAUGGCAUGGUUGGAGUUGGAGAAUUGGAAAUUGUUCCUCAUAUUCAGGAGGAUGAGUUUGAGCAUGAGAAAAUCAAUGAAGAGGGUGAUGAAAUGGAUGAUAGGGAGGAGUUGCCGGCUGUUACAGCAGUUGAACCUCCUGUUGUCAAUUCAGAGUGGGAUGAUGGCAUUGAUAUGAGUUUUCAUCAAGAAUUUGCGACUAGAGAAGAAGUGAGGGAUUCAGUGGACAAAGGUGUGCAUUCCAAUAGUUUUGAGGUUGAUAUAGUGAAGUCGAAUCCUCGGGUUUACAUAUUGAAAUGUCGUGGGGCUGGAUGCAUAUGGUAUUUACGACCUGGAAAGCUGAAGAACUCUGCUUUUUUCUCUAUCAGAACUUAUAGAAAGAUGCAUGCGUGCUCUCGUGGAGAUGUAAGUGUCAUGAAGAAGAAGAAAAGAGGCACACCAAGCUUGGUCGCAUCAGUGGUCGCAUCCCGGCAAAUACAAGACUCUGGAUCCAAAGACUCUCAUAGAUUUGGUGAAGAACAGACUGGGUGUUACGGUUUCAUAUUCUACGGUUUUGAGAGGGAAAAUAAAGCUUUGAGUGAUUUGCGUGGUAACCCGGAGGAGAGUUUUGCUAGGCUGCCAUCUUACUUGUACAUGUUACAAAGGAUGAAUCCUGAUACCAUUACACGAUUAGAAGUGGAUGAGAAGAACCAGUUUAAGUAUAUGUUCUUUGCGCUCGGAGCUUGCAUCGAAGGGUUCAAGGCGAUGAGGCAAGUGAUAAUAAUGGAUGGAACUCACCUGAAGGGUGUGUACAAAGGAGUGCUUCUCAUUGCCACUGCUCAGGAUCCAGAUCAUCAUCAUUAUCCCCUUGCUUUUGCGGUAGUAGAUGGUGAGAAAAAUGCAAGCUGAGAGUGGUUUUUGACUAUAUUAAAAACUUUGAUACCAGAUGAUCCUCAGCUUGUAUUUUGUACUAAUAGAAACCAAAGCAUCAUCAAGAAAGUACACGAGGUAUACCCAUUUGCGAUCCAUGGAUAUUACAAUUAUCACUUGUCUAAUAAUGUAAGCGGAGCUUGCAGCAAUGUUAACAAGAAAGGGGUUGCCAAAAAAUUUAGAAAUAUUGCUGGUAUUUACAGUGAGGUGGAGUUCAGAAAAUGCUACAACGAUUUCAGGAAAAUGUAUCCUCAAGCGGCCGAGUAUCUAGAUGACAGUGUUCAUGAGACAAAAUGGGCAAGAUGUAAAUUUCCGGGAGAAAGGUACAACAUAGACACAACCAACACUGUUGAAUCUAUCAAUGGUGUUUUGAAGGAACCACGGAAAUAUGUGUUGUUGCCAAUGCUUGAUGUGAUCGUGGAAAAAAUAACAGAAUGGUUCAACAAAAACCGUAUAUUAUCUCUACACGUACCAGAGAGACAGAUACUAAUCCCACAUGUGCAUGGGAUAUUGCAUCACAUAUAUCCUACGGCUAAAAAGCUCAAGGUGACCGAGCUAAAUACAUUUGAAGGUCACUACAAUGUGCUUGGCGAGGAUGGUCAUGGUUAUUUGGUUGAUUUGAGCAACAUAACAUGCUAUUGUAGGUAUUUUGAUAUUGAUCGGUAUCCUUGUGUGCAUGCACUUGCUACCAUCAUGGCGUGUGGAGAAAUGGCUGAACAUUAUUGUUCUAGGUAUUACUGGAUGGAGCAGUGGACUUUGGAAUAUUACAGGACAAUAUAUCAAGUGUCUCAUCAUUCAACAUGGGAAAGUUCUAAAAUUCCUGAGGAAAUCCGAUCUCAGGUUGUCUUCCCUCCGUAUGUGGAGAAAAAAAAAAGAAGACUAUAAGUUACUAGAUUCACGUCUGCCGGAAAAUAUCUGAAGAAGAGAAAGAAGAAGUUUCCACCAUUGAUUGAAAAAAGUGGCAGUGAUGGCAGUGGCAGUGAUAACAAUAGCAGUGGUAGCAGUGACAGCAGUGGUAGCGAGGGAAAUGGGGACGAGGGAGGUGACAACGAAGGAAGUGGUAAC
Messenger RNA from Brassica napus (rape), 3821 nucleotides. RefSeq lists its product as uncharacterized. The transcript has 2 exons. Lineage: Eukaryota; Viridiplantae; Streptophyta; Magnoliopsida; Brassicales; Brassicaceae. Bases 1482 to 2735 code for a protein of 417 amino acids. The record is from RefSeq and is a predicted model, not a curated record.